CUCCAUAAUUAGUUAGUGUCUUGCCAAAACCACCACCCAUGAGUUGAUUAGAGAUGAAAGUUUUCAACUAAAGUAAUGAUGGAAGUAAGUUUAGGGUUUAAAAAAGAGUGUUUUGAUAGAUAUUAAUAAGGUAGUUCAAGAAUAGUUUUGCUGCUUCUUUUGCGCUUUGAUAAAAAGAAUAUGUAUCUCCAUGAAUGACUUCUAUUGGACUAUUCAAACAAAAUAAAGCUGUCGGAGCCUCUGCCUCUUAAUCAAAAUAGAGAAAGCACAUAUGGCGAAUACAGAGACAGUUAAGAGGGCAGAGAAAUUAGUGAAGAAAACUAUGAAAGGAAACGACGCAUCGCAUGAUACAUGGCACGUGUGGAGGGUCCGGGACCUUGCUCUCUCCCUCGCCCGUGAGGAAGGCCUCUCUUCUAAUCCUGAUUCCAUGGAAAUCGUAGAGCUUGCUGCUCUUCUUCAUGAUAUAGGUGACUACAAAUACUUAAGAGAUCCAUCUGAAGAGAAAAUUGUUGAGAAUUUUCUGGAUGGAGAGGGUAUUGAAGAAAUCAAGAAGAAGAAGAUCUUAGCAAUCAUCAAGGGAAUGGGUUUUAAAGAGGAACUAACAGGGAAUGCUAGUGGUGGAUUUUCUCCAGAAUUCGGGGUUGUGCAAGAUGCUGAUCGUCUUGAUGCAAUUGGAGCAGUUGGAAUUGCUCGCUGCUUUACUUUUGGUGGAAGUAGGAACAGAGUGCUUCAUGAUCCGGCCAUUUUUCCUCGUGCAGAUUUGUCCAAGGAACAGUAUAUGAAGAAAGAAGAGCAGACUACUGUGAAUCAUUUUCACGAGAAACUUCUUAAAUUGAAGGAUUUGAUGAAAACAAAGGCUGGACAGAAGAGAGCUGAAAGGAGGCACAAGUUCAUGAAGGACUUUUUGAAGGAGUUCUAUGAAGAAUGGGAUGGGCAAGCUUGAAUGAGUGGCCUUGUUCCAGUAGGCUACUUAAGAACAUAGAGAACAGAAUCUACUGCUGAAGCUGGAAAAGUGCUUCGUGUAUAUUUGUAAGUGUCCCAGCUAUGCCAACUACCCUAAUUUAUUUGGUGUUAAGGCUAAGUUGAUUUGAGCCAUAAGUAAGUUUUGGAAAGGAAGGCUAUCCUGAUCGAAUGAGUAGUCAGUAUGUGCUAAUAGAUGUAUGAGUGCCCAUUAUGGUGAUGAAUUAUUCAAGUUCAUGUACAAUGUCUUAUUUGUGUUUUUCCUUCUGGAAACCAUGAGAAUUUCUUUAAGAUAGCAUCUCCACAGUUGCAAGUCAUCUUUUCAUAA
This is a messenger RNA of Ricinus communis (castor bean), 1288 nucleotides long. RefSeq lists its product as uncharacterized. The record is from RefSeq and is a predicted model, not a curated record. The transcript is spliced from 8 exons. Bases 272 to 943 code for a protein of 223 amino acids. Lineage: Eukaryota; Viridiplantae; Streptophyta; Magnoliopsida; Malpighiales; Euphorbiaceae.